This is a messenger RNA of Lytechinus variegatus (green sea urchin), 1721 nucleotides long. RefSeq names its product protein FAM47E-like. The coding region runs from base 117 to 1463 and encodes 448 amino acids. The record is from RefSeq and is a predicted model, not a curated record. NCBI's taxonomy places the organism in Eukaryota, Metazoa, Echinodermata, Echinoidea, Temnopleuroida, Toxopneustidae. The transcript is spliced from 8 exons.
AAUGAUCAGAUGAGUGAUUUGCCCAAAUAGUAAAUUUGUCCCACUGAAAUCGGAGAACCUCAGUUCAAUUUUCAUCCAUUUGAAAGGACCUAUUCGGAUAACAGUCAAGUUAUAAAAUGGCGGAAAGAAAAUACGACUUGGCGCUUGUAAAGACUCUCAGUGAUAAAAAGAUUCAAAAUCAAGAAUGGUUCAAAGAAAGGUUACGCACAAGAUUUCUCAAAAGUAGAAAGCCAGGUGAUCUCUCAAAAACAUUGCAGAGUGGUCAAUGGACUUUUGUUCAAGAUGGUCUUGACGACUUCAGAGAUGGGCUUCCACCUCGAGUUGAUGGUCAGUCAGUUUACAAGGGUACAAAAACACUGGAACCAAACAUUCAUGGAGAUUCAGAGCGAAAAUUUGCAGAUAGGAGAGCUGUCAACAAGGGGCGAUUCACCAAAGAGGAGCUUGCUUUCUCCACCGUCACACCGCUCCAGCAACAGCGAAGAGAUCAUAUUGAUGAGAUGGAAUACGGGCUCCUUCAACAUCCUCUAGCUCUUUAUCCUCAUCUUGAAGAGAGUGUGCCCCCAGAUGUUUUUGAGGAUGUUGUAGAUAUUCUUGAUCCAGAGAUGAACCUAGGCAGUGAUAUUGACGAAGAAGAUGAAUACAGAGAGGAUAUGACAGACUCAUUUGGUGUAGCGCAGAAGGUUGAUGAUGAUAGAUCAUCUACAAAAUCAUCAGCUGGGUCGUCACAAGGCCAGAAGGUCCGGAACCCCUACAGAUGGUUGCCUCGCAAAGAAGAGCAGCAGAAGGAGGAUCGUAGGGCCAAGCAGAAACGACAGGACUCCCCGUCCCAAGAUGAACACAUCAAAGCAAUCACCAAAGAGUUCUGCGACUGGGUGUCAGGGUUGGGCGGGGACAGCAAUAAUGUGGAAGAGUCAACGAUUCACAGUCUCUUUGCGAGUGGUUACGAGACAAAGCCCGCCCUCUCUGUGCCAAUCCAUGUCGUUGAGCUGACAAACGUUCCUGCGGAGCUCCGGAUGUCGGCAACAGUUUCGCAAGAAGAGACCCCUUCACAGACUCUAGAACAGGUGGAGAAGAAACAGAAAGAAUUGUAUGGUUCGGGGAAUUACACUCCUAGCUGGGUCAAGAUGAAAUACGGAGCAUGGUACCUCAAACCAAGGACAUGGGAAAGAAGACCGGCAACGGAGCCCUUGGAAGAUCCCCAGUCCCUGAAGGAUAAGGAGAUGUCCGAUUCCAAGAAGAAGAGCCUUGCCAUGGAUGAGCAGCUAGCACCUCUCCAUGGUUCGCAUUCCUUUAAAGAAUUCAUCGAGAAAAAGGGAACCAGGAAACCGGAGUUCCUGGAAAGGGUGGCUGAAUUCCAGGCACAGGCCGAGGCAGAGGCGGCGGCAGCCAAGCAGCAAGAAAGGGGUACCAAAGUCCUAAGUGCAAGCAGUGGGAGUGUUAGAACCAGUCUAGCCGCCAAGUAACCCCUCUACCGCCUCCAGGACUCUUACUCAAAUUGAAGAAAUGUGCAUAAUCCCAAGCAACUCAUUCUGCACAAAUGUUGUUCCAGUCGAACCAAAAAUUAUAUGGUUUACCUUGAAGCCUUGAUAUCAUUCUUUUCUCCUCAUCAUGGAAACCUGGAGAAAUAUUUGAAUGGUUUCCAUUUUCAAGAUAGAAGAUAGAUGUAAACUGUUUUGUUUGACAAAUUUCUAUUUCAUCGUGGCUAGAGGAAGAACAUUGAU